GCUGCUAAGCUAAAGUUUGUAUUUAUAUAAAACAUUAAAAUAAUGUUUAUAGUCGUUGGGCAGUUAGUUCAUAAACGGCAUGCCGAUGUCUAACGGUGUGAUGUUGACAUAAUGAACAUAUAACAGAGAGGAGGGAUCAGAUGGGGUAACACAUCGAUGGGCCUUCCAGAUGAACACUUUCAACUCCCAGUGCGCCUAGGCCUGACACAGAUGAGCGAUGCUCCUGUUGUUUGGGAUCAAACUACAAUUUUGACCACAAACGCCAACACAGCUUCUCCAAACUUGGCCAGAACACCAUCUUCCCUUUAUGUGAAACCACCCAUCACCUGAACCUUCAGAAGAUUGUCAUCACCAUGUCUCAUCCGCUGUAUAACCCGCUUGCGUCUGGGAAACCAACUUCCUUCCAAUCUGGACUCUCUACCGGGCCGACAGAAAGGGACCCUCACAGGACAUUUCCUGGGUUUGUACCAGGGUCCACCUUGAGCUCUUUUGGAACAUCUUCAACCCUCAACACUUUGGGGAAAAUAAUACCUCCACAGCUCAAUCUCCCAGUGAGCUACAGGCCCAAACAGAAUGGGGCUAAGUUGGACAAGGACAUUGAUGGUAUUUUAGACUUGAACAUUAGCAGAGCCACAGAGGAAUCGAGGCAUCAGGCUGUAGACCAGUGGGUUCACUUUACCAACACUCAGGGAGUGGACCUUCCUCUAUCAAGUAGAGAGGUGAUGCCCUAUCAGAUAUCUUCUAACUCUCAAGGAUUUAGAUACCCUGCUGUUGACGGUGGCAGUAGCUCCCUGGACUGGCUUCCAAACACCAAAAAGGCCACUGAGAGUAAAUCCUCCAAACAUUACUCAUCAUCUGCUGCAUCUGAAUGUCUAAGUAGCGGUGAUGUUAAAAUUAAUACCUCGAGUGAAAGAAAGUGGCCCAUUUCAGAUUUAGUUGCUAAUGAAAACCCAAAGGACAAAUCUGUUUGCCACAGCGGCUCCAGUCGACCCAGGUACACUCCAGAAUCAGCGACCAACAUCCUUCGGAGUUUUGGACUUGAAAAAAAGGACUUGCAGGCGCUCCUUUCAUACAGCGAAGAUCAGGUCACCCCUGAAAACCUGCCCUUCAUCUUGCGGGAGAUUCGCUUUCAGAAGAACAAAAGAGCUGCAGCUGCAGCUCAGUCAAAACCACAUUCAGAACCUCGGCCCAGUACAGAUGUGCAUGAAAUAGACAGAUUUAGUAGCUCUGAACUGCCGGUGAUGCAUCGAGAUGAAACGCCUUCAGGUAUUCUUAAACCAAGUAAAGUAAUUGACUAUGGGCAUACUAGCAAGUACACUUUGGUUGGAGAAGAGACUGGAAGGGCCAGCAGACCUGACAGUAGUGGAAGUGGAGCAUCAGACGAUCAUAGUACCAGUAGUUUCAGUAAAGAACCACUUCAAAAAAGUAGUCCAGAGGUGAAAAGCAGUUCUUUGAUUGCUUCACGUGAUCAGAUGGGAUCUGUCUGCAGUCUCAGCUCAGUGAGGAGCUCUCUGACUCCUCCAAGCAGUGACCCAACAAAGCAACAGCAGACCCAACCAAACCAGACCUUACAAGCCAGUUCUUCUUUGACAGAUACACAACACGUCAAGGCUAAGCUUUCCAAAUCUUUUCCUUUAAAUGAGCAAAAGCCAGACUGUUUGUCAACAUCUAAAACCCAAUCACCCUGUUAUCUGGUCCAGGGUGGCCUUCCAGACCGUCCUGGCCUUGCCCCUGGCAGCCACGAGGACAACGCUCAGAGUAAAACUGAAGGGAAAGCUGCUGAGCUGAUAGAAAAGCUGCAACCACCAAAGCAAACAACUCAUCUGAAGCAGCAACAGAAGCAGUCGCAAGAGCAAAAAGGAAAAACUUCACAGUCUCCAGUUAUUUCUGAAGCAAAACCAGUUCCUCAGUCUUCCUACAUCCCCACGAUUGUGUGCAGGACUGUUCAAAUGCCCACUCCCAGUACGGGUCUGCCAACGCUGGCCAUGAUUCACGACUACGCUGCAGCCACGCCAAAAGUGUUUCCACACACCUGCUGUCUCUGUAGCACAGAAUGUGCUCACCUGAGGGUUUGGCUCUCCCACCAGAAUACCAGCCGUCAUCUCAACAACUGCAAACUUCUCCGGAAAACGUUUCCAGAGUGGGACGGUGACAUACGACAGUUCCUGAAUACCAAGCCUUCAUCCUCAGCUCAUACAACCCAGACGUCGCAACACCGCCAUCAUAAAACCAAGCAUGAGAGCCGUUCCAGCUCCCACAGCCCCCGCCGUGACCACAGCUCCAAGGGUAAAGCCCAUAGUCGUUCCCGCUCCCGCAGCCCACUUCCCCGCUGCAGUCGGGAUAAAUCCGGCAGCUCCUCCUCCUCUUCCCGCUCGCACAGUCCUCUCAGCCGUCGUGGAGAGAGACGCCGAAACCGAUCACAGUCACCACAGAGAUCCAGGCGAACUUACAGGUUGCGAUCCCGUUCUCGAUCUCCACGGUACAACCGGUCUAUCUCCUCCCACUAUCAAGCCUCCUCAACGAGCCGGGAGAGGCGAGUGGCCAAGAAAUGGUCGUCGCCAAAGAGGAGCUGCGAGUCUUCACUGAAGAAAAGUGACAAGAGACGGUCGCCACUGAGGAAAAGUGGCGAGAAACAAGCAUCUGCUGAGAAACCACCGCCUCUGCAAAUGAAGCCGAUCAGUGUAGAGACAUUUGCUAAGAGAGUGAUGGAAACAUCAGCCAUCCAGGCUCUAUCCAACGAGUCUGACCUCGAGGCUGUGGUGAAAACUCUGGCUCCUGUCUUACUGGCUGAGCUAGCUAAAUUGAAAUCAACAUCUUCCUCCUCCUCCUCCUCCUCCUCUUCCAAGGAACCCAAGUUGGAGUUGACUACAAAGUGUUUGAAAGGAAAGCCCAGCCUUCAGAAGACCACAGCAAGUUCUUCAGUAGGAUUUAAGUCUGCAGUUUCCAAGAAGCCUCUUCAGACUUCUUCAAAGAAGCAAAUAGGACUUCCUAAGAAAAAAACUGGGCUGCUGUGCAAAAACUCCACCAAAGUUCCUAAACCAAGAAAUGUGACAGAGCAACAAGAACAGGCAAAAACCAAGGAAAAAUCGCCACCACUCCCAGCUAAAGCUAACCCAGACAAAAAGGUUAAUGUUGCCCCAUCAGUUGUCUCAAAAACUAGUGGUAUCCAUCCACCAGGCAGCACGCCACCAUUCUGGGUUACCGUGACAACUAACCCCUAUGUUUUCCCUACUUCAGCUCCACUAUUCAACAUCCCAGAUUAUCUGACUGUACAAACAAUGGAUGACGUUGAGAGAGCCGCCCCCCUGGCGUCCACAUUCUCCACCGUCAUGUUGACUGGUUUACCUGGAAGAGAAUACAUGUACAACGACGUCGCUAAGCUGGUGGGGCCAUAUUUCCCCAAACGGAAUUACCGCCCGCUGUUAAAUAACCUGAUCGUCCUAACACUGCAGAAGAGGGCCUUUGUCUUUUUCGACAACUGGGAUAUGUGCUCCACUUUUGCUCGAGAUUUCAUCAGAAACCCAGUUUUGAUCAGAAGCUGCACUGUCACCAUCCAUUUCGUCUUAGAGGACAUGCAUCCUGGGUCCAACGAGGUGAUCAUCUACAGAAAUCUCAUGAAAUGGAGCAACGCUCUUCUUCCAGACUUGAAGACUUUGGAGGAGCGGCUGUUGUGCGUGGAGAUAACUAAGACAUCUGUAGGCCUCACUAGGACGGUCAUGGAAGUGGUGGCGUCCAUUGCUGCUUAUGUCAGCUUUGUGCCGCUUGCCAACAGGAUCUACAUCGAGAUGGCUGAUUCCAGCGGUGUGAGGCAGGUUCUGGAAAACUGCUCAAUUCGCUCUCUGUUUUCAAAGGACACGUGGACGAACAUUCGGUAUUUACGUCAAGUGACGAGCACCAAUCAGCGUUCUCCAAGUUCCAACACCCAAGAUGCCAACACAAAGUCCCCAGCUGUGACAAGUAAAGCAAAGCCUCCUCCCAGUACUCAGGCUUUCUCAGGUCCUGAGGUUCAUUCAUCAGCAGACUCUAAACAGAGACUAAAUGCAAAGACCAAAAAGAAAGCUGUGGCAAAGUCUGAUACACUGGAUUCAAUUAUUGAUCUUACUGAAACAGAAGAUGUUCCUUCAACCAAGAUGUCUAAAAGCAGACGGGGGGAGACGUCUUCAAAGAAACAUGAGAUACAAACAACAAAGAGAACAAGAAGGAGAGUCAACAUGAAAGAUGAUUCACUAGAAAUGGUCUAUGAGAUUGUGGAUUCUUCUGAAGAUGAAUGGAUUCAACACUCCUCCACCUCUGAUGGGAGAAAGUCCACUACAGUGAACUUAGAGUGCGGGGCUUCAUACAAGAUUUCAGACCAAGAGGCCCCAAAAGAACCAAGCAACUCAACAGUUUCCACCAGAGAAAAUGAAGAAACACCAACAGAGAAAACUAAACAAGAUGAGACCCCAACAAAAAGAGGGAACACACCUGCCACAGAUUCUCAGGAACUAAAUGAAGAGAAAACUCAAACGAUAGAAGACAAAGCUCCGACCGAAGACAGUUCGCCAACAAAUGAAAGCGAUGCCCUACAAGACAUAAGCAAGGAGGCUGCUGGAGAAAUGUAUACUAUGGAGGAAGAGGUUGUUGAGGAUCUUCAUCAGGAAACACAGGAAAAAUUAGGGGGGGAAAGGCCAGAUAAAGACAAUGAAACAACCGAAAAACAAUACGUAGACGUGGCUGAUAAAGAAACAGAGACGUGUCAGGUAGUUGACUCAGCUGAUGAUCGGCCCCACACAGAUGACUCAGCAAAGCCAGGAAAGUCUACUCAUUCUGAGGAUGAAGACAGGACAGAAACAACAACAGAGAAAACUAAACAAGAUGAGACCCCAACAAAAAGAGGGAACACACCUGCCACAGAUUCUCAGGAACUAAAUGAAGAGAAAACUCCAACGAUAGAAGACAAAGCUCCGACCAAAGACGGUACGCCAACAAAUGAAAGCGAUGCCCUACAAGACACAUGCAAGGAGGCUGCUGGUGAAAUGUAUACUACGGAGGAAGAGGUUGUUGAGGAUCUUCAUCAGGAAACACAAGAAAAAUUAGGGAGGGGAAGGCCAGAGAAAGACGUUGAAACAACCGAAAAACAAAACUUAGAAGUGGCUGAUAAAGAAACUGAGACCGGUCAGGUAGUUGACUCAGCUGAUGAUCGGCCCCACACAGAUGACUCAGCAAACCCAGGAAAGUCAACUCUUUCUGAGGAUGAAGACAGAAAGACAAAGAGAAGAAUGGUAUCACCUAUAAAUGAGGAGAAAACGGAGUCUGGACAGAUGGAUUCUCUGGCAGACAAUGAAAAUCCAAAAGAGCCAACAACCACAGAAGAGUCUAGCAGAGAGGAUGAGAGAAAAGGGGACAAUAUAAACUCUGAGACUGCAGGGGAGGUUGGAGCGAUUAAAGCAAAAGAAAAUGGAGCAGCAACAACCAGAAAAAGAGGUCGACCCAGGAAGAGAAGCAGACAGACUCCUGUGAGAAAAUCUCCUAGAGGGAAAGUGGUGAGCACAAUAGAUGAAAGAGAAGAAGAUGAAAAAGAGCCCCUUCCCCCCGCUUCACUCGAUUCUUCCUUAAAUGAAGUGAAGCAGGAGAAGGCCACAUCUGCACCGUCAGGAGAAGCUCUACCUCAGAUCCAGAAGACGGAGGGGGAAGUAGUGAGCCAAUCUGAGGUUGACGGUGCUUCUGCAGGGCAGCAUCCACAACCUGCGAGUCCCGAUAACCAGACACUGGAAGGAUGUGUGGAGGAGGUAGAGGAGGAGUUCGGAUGCAGCACAGGUGAAGCAAAAGUUGUGAGGAAACAAAGGAUGGAGCUUGAUGAACCCGAGACGAAGCGAUCUCGGUCUGCUGGUGUUUCUGAUGACCUCAGUCUGCAGCCAUUCAACUCUGACAGCUACAUUGGUCAGGAGUUUACAGUCCGUACUCUGGGGUAUUACUGCAAUCUCUGCUCUGUUUUCUACCUGAUGGAGAACACGGGGGAGGAUCUGCACUGCUGCAGCAAGGCGCACUAUGACAACCUGCAGAAACAUUACCAGAAGAUGGCAAAGCAACAGAAACGUUCAAGAACAUCAACAUAAAAAUAAAAGACUGGAAUUUGUCUCUUAAUGCCGAGUCCUCUGUGAUUGGUCAGCUCCACUGACCAGUUUAACCUUCGUCCGAAUUUUUUAAAUAGCUCCUCCUUUUUAAGAUAGACACCUGAAUACAGGUAGCGUGAAAGAUUAUAUAAAAACAAUUCAACAUUAUCAUAAGAUCAUGUCUGUUACCAAUAUGAAAGCUGUUAAGUUUUAUAUAUAACCUGAGUUGAACUGCUACAAAACUUUGAACCCUCAAAAUAUGUUUAAAGAUGAUAGAAAAUAUUUAAUUCCUUUUGUAAAACCACAACAUUGUGUUGCAGGUUUAUCUCAGUCCAAGAUUAAGUUUUUUUUUAGGGGGCUUUUUUUGGAAAAUCACUUUUAAGUCUCCAGAAAAGUGCUGAUUUCUACUGUAUACCCACGCAUGUUAUGUAAUAUGUUUUCAAGCUGUUAUGACAUGAGAUUUUUUUAUGUACAUCUGUAAAAAAAUAAAAAAUGUGGGGAAUCUUUGUCUAAUUUUAAAAAUAAAAUAAAAAUGUUUACCUGAGUA
Molecule: messenger RNA, 6639 nt
Organism: Melanotaenia boesemani (Boeseman's rainbowfish)
Lineage: Eukaryota; Metazoa; Chordata; Actinopteri; Atheriniformes; Melanotaeniidae
Gene: znf638
Product: zinc finger protein 638
Exons: 24
Coding region: 354-6095 (1913 amino acids)
Cellular component (GO): nucleus
Molecular function (GO): nucleic acid binding; zinc ion binding
Source: RefSeq, a predicted model, not a curated record